Molecule: messenger RNA, 858 nt
Organism: Emiliania huxleyi CCMP1516
Lineage: Eukaryota; Haptophyta; Isochrysidales; Noelaerhabdaceae
Exons: 2
Coding region: 52-780 (242 amino acids)
Source: RefSeq, a predicted model, not a curated record
GACGGCGCAGCCGGCGCCUCGAGCACCGUGCUGCACGCCAACGGCACAGCGAUGGCGGAGGACGCUCUUCACGCCAUCGCGGCCGUCGUCGUGAUCGGGCUGCGCCCAGGAGCUGCGCUGCUUGCGGCGUCGGCCGCUAGCGCUGCCGCCACUUCGUCUGCCGCCCCCGCCGAAGGCUCCUCCCCCAAGGAUGGCGCUGUCUCGACCGCCGCCGCGCUGGUCGCCGCGUUGCGGCCGUGGCUCGUGCACGCGCAGGAGCACGAGCCGCUCUUGUGCGCGCUUGCCAACGCUGAGGGAAGUGAGAUGGGUGCUGCCGCGCCGGCCGGCGCUCGCGGGGCGGAGGUUGAUCACCGUGUGACUGCCGCGGCUUGGCCGCAAAGCACGCCGCCCGCCAAGCCUCCGCCGCCGUCGCUCGUGACCGCGGUGCGCGUCGCGUGGUGUGCGACGCUGGAGGCGCUCCCGACUCUCGGUACUGACGAGGAUGACGGGUCGGCGGGGUCUGGCAGCGGCGCGCUCCUUCGCUCGAUGGCGGGGGUGGUUGAGAUUGCACUGCAGCGGCAGUCAGACGAUGGGAUCCGCGCAGCGACAUGGAAGUGGUGCGCCGCGCCGCGAGCGCGUGCUGCGCGGCUUGCGUCGCUCGGGAUUGUGGCCGCGGCGUGGGACGACGCAACGCUGCGCCAUUUGGGCGUGUCGCGGUCGCAGCCCGUCCCUGUGCGCCCGCCGCCGCCCGCGGAAGGGGAAGUCUCGGCGAAACGGCGUAGGCUCCUCGAUCCGGGCUGAUGUGUCCUAUUGUGAAUGAGGGCCGUCUCGUUCUUUUUUUUCAGUGUCGUAGAUUGAAUCUCGAGUAUCUCUUGGGCG